UAGAAAGCAUCGAAAAGUGGAUUGAAAAUGAAGCAAAACGCCAAUAUGAAUCUGAAUAUCGAAAUCAGCUCCCAUCUGUUGGUUUACCCACAAUUCACAGUACAUUUUUUUUAAAAAUUGAUGAAGCUUUGAAGAAGUAUCUAACCUUUGAAGCACUCAUCUGUCAAAAACUUCAAAUAAGUCAAUCUUGUCUUUACUGCCCAUAUCAAAUUAAUUUUUUAACUCUUAGCCAAAAUGAUUAUUCAGAAUAUACAUCUGGAUUUAUCGAAGAUGAUUAUCAAGAGAGUCGCGUUUUACUUCCAUCAAUGCUAAAAUUAAUUAGCAAUCAAACCAUCCUUGAGAUUUGGCAUAUUAGAUUAUUUAGUGCUCCAGCAUCUCAUAAUGGACAAUAUAUUAUAGUUUUAGAUAAUGAGAUACAAAAUGAUAAGUCGAAUAGUAGCUUUGAUAUCAUUGAAGAACUUCGAGAACCAGAUUGUUUUAAUUACGAAAUUCAACAAUAUAUUUCUAAAAAAGCUGAAUACUGCCAAGGUAUUGGAAUCGCCAAAAAAGAAGUUCAAACUGCCCUUGACACUGGUACAAUAGAUAAAUUUAUUG
Racocetra persica is the source of this 594-nucleotide messenger RNA. Lineage: Eukaryota; Fungi; Glomeromycota; Glomeromycetes; Diversisporales; Gigasporaceae. The record is from the annotation of a GenBank genome assembly.